AUGACCAUCGCCAUGGCACGCAGCCGGGGCAUGCUCCGUCUUUGCUGCCUGGGCCUGGGACUCUGGAGCUUCCUGGCCUGGGAUGCCGACUUCCUCGUCUCUCGGCCGGCGUUUCCGGGAGCUGCCGAAGGCGGCCUUUCUAGGGCCUCAGGGGCCCCUCGAAGGGCAUUUCCCCUGGAGAAGCUGGUUUCGGCGAAGAAGCGGAAGCGACUUGCAUCGCUGGGUACAUCCAGUGUGCUGAGCUACUUGCUUCUCAAGUUCCUGAAGCAUUCCAUCAUCAACGCAGUGGCCUGGUAUCUAACGGCGAAGAGGUUGGGCGUGUCGCCCUUGCAGAAGUGGCCAACCUUCUUGGCCACCUAUGCAGCCGUCUAUGUCGCCAGCACGCCGCUGCAGCCCGCGAA
Symbiodinium necroappetens is the source of this 401-nucleotide messenger RNA. Lineage: Eukaryota; Dinophyceae; Suessiales; Symbiodiniaceae. The record is from the annotation of a GenBank genome assembly.